Peronospora belbahrii is the source of this 1863-nucleotide messenger RNA. The record is from the annotation of a GenBank genome assembly. NCBI's taxonomy places the organism in Eukaryota, Oomycota, Peronosporomycetes, Peronosporales, Peronosporaceae.
AUGAACUGGAUGACUAGCGGAAGACAUCGUGCACUGUAUUCACAACGUGGACGACGUCGACAGAUGCACUUUCCUUCACAAGUUCAACGCGAGCGUAUAAAGCCCACGAGCCCUCCUGAAAGCUCGUACCCAGUAAGAAACGCACGUGACUCGUCAACACCAUGGUACAUUGUUUCAGUUGGAGAUGAGAAUGAGUCACAAGAUAUCCGUGUGUUGACGCUGGAACGGAAGGGGGCGAUGAACGACACUGAAAUUACGGCUCAAGACAAGGCCAAUGAGGCGAACCUUGCCACGAAGGACUGUACAAGCGAAGAUGCGGUACGAUCGAGCCCGAGUCGGACGAGAAGCUGUGGACAAAAUGAACAAGAUGUUCAUGACGGAAGAAAUGAAAGCAAGUGUAUCUUUACUCCUGUGAAGAAGGCUAGGAAGUAUGAGGUACCGCUGGAUGCUGUUCUACGAAUACGAGAGGCACGUAGUGAAAGACCACCAUCAUCGAUUGCCUCUGGUGUCGACAUGCUCUUUUUUAAUGACGGUGAAGAGCUACCACUCAAGACAAGAGGUCAACAUGUAAAGCACGCAUCUAUGGACCCAGGUUCGUCAGAAACACGCAAAAGAAGCUCAUUCUCGCAGCAGUUCAAUGGAAAUGGGACUCAAGAUUGCCUCAGAGACAUGCACCAGCUGCAGCUCCAACAAGGCGGUAUAGACGAAGACUUUGACAACAAAGGAGUCUUCAAUCGACAAGGAUGCGAUGACGAGCAGCAAUUCUUUGACAGCGUACAUGACCAGCCAGCAUUUUUUGACGACACGAGUGAAACAAGUUCGCGAGAGUUUCAACGUUGGAAGGUCGAUUCCAAUUCGUAUGCAGACUUUGGUCCAGUCUUGCCAUUCGAUCGCAAGGACAGCACGUCAUUCAUGAGCACUAGCGAACGUCGUGAAAAAGUGCAUGGCACGCCGCCAUCAAGUCCAGUUGACGUCUCGCCGUUAUCAUUUAGAAUGAGUCGAGCAGAAGUGUUGCAGUCCCAACUCUCUACCACAGCUCACAAUGCGACUCACGAUCCCGUCAAACAUGAGAUGACCUGCACAUCGGUUCUGCACCCGUCGCCAUCUCCAUCAACAUCGGCAUCGUCGCAGGGCAGCAUUGUGCUUGACCGUCCUCCGCUUGGCUGGCAAAAGAAGAUGAUGCUGUCAGUGAGAGAAGAUGAAACCGAGCAGCCGGAGCAUGGUCUCGGUAGACAAGAUUCAUUAUCGACAGAAACGAGUACCUCAUCUCCUACAAAGGUUGUCGGUCAAAAUCAGAACAAUCGCGGCCCGCAAAGACUUCCGUUCAAAUCAUCGCCUUCACCAAUAAGCUCGACAGGAAGCGACAGCGAAAACUCGCUCUUGUCCGCAGUAGUCCCGGCCAAUGCAAAAGAGCACAUCAUGGCGGCUGCAGCUUCGCAGCAACUUUCUCCACAUUCAAGAAUGUGGUGCCAGCGACCAGCCAAAACAAAGCUCGGCAAAAGAAAUAGCGCAGAUGAUGUUUUCAGCGGGAAGAGCAUGACAUUCCAGCAGGCAUGGGUCAUGUCGUCGCGCACGAAGACCAUCCUGGAUGCGGUCUCAUCGUUAAAUGAUCCGUCUAUGGAAAAUGCGACGGAAGAGCCCAAGACCAAAUAUCAAGAAAUGGAAAGCGUUGCAGUCUAUAUGUACACUCUGGUGCAGUGCUACAAGAUUGACGAGAGCUUUCGUGCUGACAGACCCAAGUUGCCAGUUGUUGAGCACGCUUAUCUUAGAUGCAAAGCUUCUUCACCACCCGCUUCCAUUACUCGGACGAAUCAAUCAGCCUGUCGACGAGAGAUCAUCAUCUCACCAAAGCAUGCGGAUUAG